UUUGGUGAUGUCCAAGGGGAUGAAGACCUCAGUAGAGUUAUAUAUCUUCUCCAACCAUACCCUGUAGAUUUCAGUUCAAGAAUGCUGUAUGCAAUUGCAACUUCUACUACUUCUCCUAUUGGUGAAAACAAAUUGACAUUUGCACACAGAAGUAGAGCUUUACAAUGUUUGAUCCAUUUAGCUGACACAGAGACUGUGGUGUUGCUUGUCAAAAAACCUAUGGACCAAGUAAAGUAUUAUCUGAAGUGCUGCAUUUACCUGUCAGAGUUUGAAAUCUUGAAUAUACCAUAUACCCUGGAAUCAUUUCACAGCAGUCCCAAAGAGGGGAUGAUUAAAGGCCUUUGGAAAAACCACAGCCAUGAAGCAAGGGUA
This is a messenger RNA of Staurois parvus, 372 nucleotides long. Lineage: Eukaryota; Metazoa; Chordata; Amphibia; Anura; Ranidae. The record is from the annotation of a GenBank genome assembly.